Ananas comosus (pineapple) is the source of this 1902-nucleotide messenger RNA. RefSeq names its product DDT domain-containing protein DDR4-like. Gene Ontology annotation, cellular component: RSF complex. The record is from RefSeq and is a predicted model, not a curated record. The transcript is spliced from 11 exons. Gene Ontology annotation, biological process: regulation of DNA-templated transcription. NCBI's taxonomy places the organism in Eukaryota, Viridiplantae, Streptophyta, Magnoliopsida, Poales, Bromeliaceae. The coding region runs from base 101 to 1729 and encodes 542 amino acids.
UCCACGCCUCCUCUUCGCUCUCCUCUCCUCUCCUCCUCUCAUCGUCCUCAAAUCCCUAACCCAACCCCGCAAUUUUUCCUGCGCCUUUUCAAAUUUCAAAAUGGCGGAGAAGCGCGCAAAGCGGAGCGUGGCGAGCCACGCGAUCCCUGAGGAGGACGUGGUCGUUCUCGACGAUUCGAGCCCUUCUCCUCCUCAUCAUUCCGGAUCUCAAAUCGCUCGGCUUCAGCUUCGACGCCGAUGGGAGCUCGCCUCGGUUCUUAACUUCUUGCAUGUUUUUGAGCCGCUGAUCCAAAGCGAUCUUAAGAUAUCUGCGGAAGAAAUCGAAAUGGCGUUGAUCUCCCCGAACGAUGCUUUGGCUCAGCUUCACAUUGCCCUUUUGAAGGGAAUACCGCCAGUACACAGAAGUCUUACAGAAUCUGGCGCAUGGGUAACAGCAACCUGUAAAAAACUGGCUGAAUGGUGGCCGUGGGUUGCUGAAGGUGAGAACCCACUCAAAGCUGAUCAUGGACGGGAGAUAACUUUGUAUGGACAACUCGAUCCUGAAACUCGUUUGCUAAUGUUAAAAGCACUUUGUGAAGUUCGCACAGAACAAGAUGAUGUGCUGAGAUAUAUCACUGACGAACUGAAAACGGGAACAGCAGUUAGUACUUUCCGUAAAGAAAGGAUAGCAAGCGAUGGCAAUGGAACUACCUACUGGUAUGAUGGAGAUCCAGUCAUUGGUCAUCGGUUGUAUAAGGAAGAAGUUAAAACCAAUUUCAAGCAGGAUUGGAGGGCCAAGGGCACACUACCAGCUAAUGAUUUUCAAUGGGAAACAAUUGCGACUGAUCUCAAGGAAUUUCGGGAGAUAUCAGAGAAUCUAUCAUCUAGCAUGGUUUCAGCAGAAGCUGCAGUUGGGGAGAUUGUUAAAGUUGAAAUAAUUCCCCUUCUUGAGGAAGUUCAAAAGAAGAAGGAAAGGGCAUUUAAACGCCAACAAAAGCAAGCAAUGCUGUUAUACAAUUCUCAGAGUUCUCAUGGAAUUAGAACUUUCCGAUGUCGCCGUCAGCGUAGGCCUGUGAACUAUACUUUUGAUGAUUUUGACCGCUCUAUAAGUGAGGCUAUCGAGAUAUCAAAGAAAUCUCAAUCCGACAGAUUACAUAAGGAUGCCGGGAAACAAGCUCACCAUGUGUCAACCAAGAAGUCAAAACCCUCUAAUGCAGCUCUCUCUCUAGACGAAGUAAACUCUAGUCCAGAGCAUGAUGGUGUUGAUGCUGAUGAUGACAACAAACACGAAGAAAUCAUCAACCGUGAUAAUGAUGGUGAUGAUGAUGAUAAUGAUGAUUGUGACGACGGCGACUACAAUGAGAAUGAUGAUAAUCAUGUUGAAAAUGAUGAUGACAAUGAUGAUUCUCAUCCAAGCGACUCUAAUGAGGAGAAGAAUGUCCUUCCUGCGCGAUCAAAGCUAGCUGGUCAUAAUAGAUUAAGCACUAAGCCUAAAGCUAACAUAGUGCUUCGCCGGAGUAGAAGAAAUGCAACUAAGAGUGAUCACAUUGAAUGUCAGGGAGAAGUUAUUAGUGAUGCGGAGACAAAAAAAUUGCUGAGGCAAAGGCCAACAACUGAAUCUGACUUUGGUGGUGACACUGUUGUUUCAGACUCCGAAAAUGAACGCCCCGAUUAUGAACAUAUUGUGGUCUCGGAUACUGAGGACGGGAUUUCAGUUUCUAGCGAUGGAUCUAUGGAAGCCUACAAGUGAUUAUCGUCGACGAGUAUGCUUUUGCUUUUUGUGGAGUUUCUAUUUUGUGGGUAGUGAUCAUGGAAUGAAAUAUGAAUUGCUCCUUUUUGGUAAUGUAAUAUGGCAAAGAAGUAGGCUUCGUUCUCUGUAGUAAGAUAUACAUGUAGGAAGGUUACUAAUAUUUUGGUAUUCUA